Messenger RNA from Strongylocentrotus purpuratus (purple sea urchin), 2674 nucleotides. Its product is annotated as synapsin-like. The coding region runs from base 46 to 804 and encodes 252 amino acids. Gene Ontology annotation, biological process: neurotransmitter secretion. The record is from RefSeq and is a predicted model, not a curated record. Lineage: Eukaryota; Metazoa; Echinodermata; Echinoidea; Camarodonta; Strongylocentrotidae. Gene Ontology annotation, molecular function: ATP binding. Gene Ontology annotation, cellular component: synaptic vesicle membrane; synaptic vesicle. The transcript is spliced from 7 exons.
UUGUUCUGAUAGACAUUAAAAUCGGGUCAAUUCAGAGCACACGUUAUGCAGCUUACUACCCCUCGGUUUCCUGUCGUCAUCAAGAUAGGCCAUGCACACGCAGGAAUGGGAAAGGUUAAGGUAGAUAAUCAUCAAGACUUCCAAGACAUUGGCAGUGUCAUCGCCAUCACCAACUGUUACGCCACUACAGAAUCAUUCCUGGACGCCCAAUAUGACAUCAGAGUGCAGAAAAUUGGCAACACCUACAAGGCUUUCAAGAGGACUUCAAUUUCUGGGAACUGGAAAGCCAACACAGGAUCUGCUGUAGUGGAGGAGAUGCCCAUGAACGGCAGGUUCAAGUUGUGGAUAGAUGAGGCUGCAGAGUUGUUUGGAGGAAUGGAUAUUGUCACAGUGGAAGCUAUACAUACUAAGGAUGGCAAGGAUUUUAUCAUUGAGGUGAAUGAUUCUUCCAUGUGUCUAAUGGGUGAGAAACAAGAAGAUGAUAGGAAAGCAAUAGCAGAGCUUGUUAUUCAGAAGAUGCAUGCUGUUAUCAUCAAAAACACCAUCAGGUCAGUAUCAUUCAAGAUAUGUAGUGUCAGCGUACAUGUACAUUUAACAAUGCAUGUAACCACUCCCUUCAGGCCCUCCAACAACCACACCCCAAACAGCGUCAGGUCCUUGGGCGCCGCCAGCACAACAUCCACAUCCAACGCAACAGCUGGAGGGUCUCAGGCGUCAUCGUCGGCCAGGGCGACGCCCACAGAAGACGAAGAUACCUUUAAGAACCUCAAGAAAACCUUUGCAAGCAUCUUUGGUGAUUUGUGAUCACUUUAAUACUAUUUCAUUUGAAUUCCAAGGAAUCAUUAGGCUAAGUUUGAAUUGUCUCUUUUCAUUGUAUACACAUUCUCUGUUCAUUUCUUUUUACAUGAUUUCAUCGCUUGAGAGCAUAAAGGGCAUUCACUCAAAGACUUUGAAUUCCCUUCUGGCUCUUGACAGACAAUGUUCCAGUGAUUCUUAAGUAGUUCAGAGGAAAAGAGUGGCACAUUAACAGUUACGUUGUAACAAAACGACCACAUCUGGCUAAUUGACAAUCGUAUUUCUUUUGCAUUGGACAGCUAGCUAUGGUAAUGAAGCACCAGAAACAGCAAUUAUAGAGAACUCAUCUGUUCAGAGCUGAAAGGGUGCUAUCUCUCUCCGUAUAAAAGAACAUGACUUAAUGCCCUUCUGGCUCUCAACAAAUGAAAUGUAGAGUCUCAAGAUGAAAUUGUGUUGGUUAAAAAGCUCCAGUUUGGGUAGCACUGUAAUUCACUAUAUACAUAGUACUACUUAUAAAACAGGAUUUUGAUUUAGUCAGAUUUUAGUUGCAGGAGCAGAGAAUGGUAGUAUUGACAAUUCUGGAAGAAAAUUAUGAAAUGCAUACAUUUUCUUCCACUUUCUAGAGAACAGUUCAUAUUAAAGACGCUUGCAAUUUGUUUCUUCAGGUUUAAAUAUAUGUUUGUUUGUAAUUAUGAUCUCAAAGGUACUCCUGAUAUCAUUGGUUUAAUCUUUUCAAUUCAAAUAGAAUGUUUGUUUAUUUGUUGUGUCUUGUCUGAAAUAAACUGUAUAUAAGAAAUACAUAACCUACUGGUACUUUUAGUUAAUUACUGCAUUGUGCAAUAAUAAUAAUCCAUUACAUCUGUUUCUCUAUAGUAAAUGAAGUAAUUUAUUCUCGUUUCAACAUGAAAUAUUUAGAGUACUUUCAUAUAUGUCUGUAAGUAUUGAUAUCUUCUGUCUGACUGACUGACUGUGCCAAAUGAUACAAGUUGUAAUGGGUGUUGGAUGUUUGGCCAUAUGUGAAUUGAUACAUUCCCUUGUGACUUGUUCAAAGAUGUUUUUGCUUUUCUUUUUAUUUGUAUAAAGGAAAGAACACACAAUGUAGGUUUAAGAUACAGGUUCUCUGCUGUUUGUAGGAGAAGGGAUUGGGAAAAUAUUAUUGAUUAAAGUAUAAUAUGAAAAUAUCAUGUCUUUCUUUUAAUUCGACGGACCACUGAGAUGAUCUUUUUUCUUUCAAUAACCAUUUCCUCUAAUAAACCUUUCGAAUGGUAGUUUACCACUGAACCAGUACCAUUUUAUUAAUGUAGUUGUAUUUGAUGGGAUCUUGAAAAUGACAAACAAAUCGUCUUCUGAUAACCAGAAGCAUGACAUCAUAUAUUUUAAUAAAUAGUCAGCAAUGGCCUAUUUUCUUGAAAGUGACCAAACUUAAACUGGGCUCAACUUUCUCCUCUUUUUUGUGGAAGGCUUACUGUAACCUCUAAAUGCCAUAUAAACUAUUGUAAAAAUGUUACAGAAUAAGGAAUCAUUUCAAUUUUGGUACCCCCCAAAAAGGGAAUUUAGAGAUUUUGUUGUACUGUCAUUGCAGAGUGGUGGUGAUUUAUACAGGUUAAGAGGUUGACAUGUGGUGUUUCCUAAAUCAAUUGAAUCAAUCUACACACUUGUGCAGGGUUUUAAUAUGGCUGUAAGUUAAGGCAGGUUUUUCUAAAUUUGUAUAUGGGCUCUCUUUAUUGCUCUUGACAGACAAAAUCUUAUAAAUUAAAUGUUUAGAUGUAAAUUAACAGGUGAUUAUAAAGUGAAAAUUAGAAAUUGUUGUCUUUAAGAAUUACAUUUUUAACUGCUAAUUUUUUUGACAGCCAAUAUUCUUUGGUUCUAAUGAAUGAUU